Messenger RNA from Phaedon cochleariae (mustard beetle), 3939 nucleotides. The record is from the annotation of a GenBank genome assembly. Lineage: Eukaryota; Metazoa; Arthropoda; Insecta; Coleoptera; Chrysomelidae.
AUGUCUUCUAAACUAGAAAUUGAAGAAUUGAAAUUAGAAAUAAGUCGGCUCAAAAAUGAACUUACUGAAAAAGAAAACUUGCUAAACAAACUGAAAAACAAAUGCCAUUACAAUGAGCAGCUAUCCACUGAAGAAAUAGUUAGAUAUAGUCGGCAAAUGAUGAUACCAGAUGUAAAUUUGAAAGGACAAGUUGCAUUAAAGAACAGCAAAGUCCUAGUCGUUGGAGUAGGAGGUCUUGGAUGCCCUGCAGCUUUAUAUCUCGCUGCUGCAGGUGUAGGGGAAAUAAGUUUGAUGGACUAUGAUGAAGUAGAACUAUCUAAUUUGCAUAGACAGAUACUACAUGGACAGGAUAAUGUGAAUGCACCCAAAGUAGAUUCUGCACAGAAGGCAUUGAAUAGGAUCAAUAGUAGUAUCAAAAUAAUCCCUCUGAAAGAGCAUGCCAACAGUGAAACAAUGACAGACCUCUUAAACAAGAAUAAGUAUGAUGUAAUAUUAGAUUGUACUGACAAUGUAGCUUCUAGAUACCUCUUGAAUGAUGCUAGUGUUUUGCAUAAAAUUCCCUUAGUAUCUGGCAGUGCUUUGAGAAUGGAGGGACAACUGACUGUCUAUAACUACCAAGGGGGCCCCUGCUACAGAUGUUUGUUCCCUAGCCCUCCACCAGCAUUUACAGUGACUAACUGUGGAGAUGGUGGGGUACUUGGAGCUGUACCAGGAGUGAUAGGUGUGCUACAAGCUUUAGAAACCAUCAAAGUGAUAACAAAAUCAAUGGAUGUUUUGUCUGGCAGUUUUUUGAUAUUUGAUGGUUCAAAUUGCAGUUUUCGGAAAAUUAAACUCAGACAGAGGAAUCCAAAAUGUGUUGUUUGUGGGGAUGAACCAACUAUUACAUCUUUGAUAGAUUAUGAACAGUUUUGUGGGUCUAGUGCACAUGAUAAGUUCCAGAACCUUUUAGGUACUGUUUACAAAAAAGGUGACCUACUAUUCACACCUGAUGGCAACUCAGUGAUCAGCACUGUAGGCAACAGAAUUUCCAUUUUCGACUUGAAAAAUAAUAAAUCAACGACUUUGCCAGUUGAAAGCAGGUACAACUACAAUGCCUUAGAUUUGAGCCCUAAUGGUUGUACCUUAGUAGCUAUCAAUGAAGAAGGAGAAGCUCAUAUGAUAAGCUUAAUCUCACAGACCAUUGUUCACAAAUAUCGAUUCAAAAGGAAAGUACAAGCUGUGAGAUUCAGUCCUGAUGGAAAACAUUUUGCUGUGUGUAAAGAAAAUAAUGUGUUUGUUUUCAAGGCUCCUGGUCCUUUCUCUGGAGAAUACAAUGCUUUUGUGAUGGAGAGGGUAUUCCAUGGGGCUUAUGAUGAAACAACUUGUCUGGACUGGUCCUCAGAUUCCAGGAUUUUGGCUGUGGGCUCCAAAGAUAUGGCCACCAAGCUUUACCCUCUAGACAAGUGGGCAAAUUUUAGGAUUUAUUCUUUGGGUAAUCACACUGAUGGUAUAGUAGGAUGUUUUUUUGAAGAAAGUGGUUAUGACAUAACAACAAUUAGUAGAAAUGGACAAACCUGCAUUUGGGAGUGUACUGUUGACCCCAAAGACAUGGUACCACUUGUUGUUGCACCACCAAAAAAGAGAAAAAAAAAUUCCAGUGAAUCUGAGGAAGAUGGCAUUGAUAUUUCAAAGUCUUUGGAAAGGACUGAAGAAGAAAUCACAAAAGCUUUGUCAGAAAUUGAUGUGGAAGAUGCAGACACAAAAACACAUGAAGUGAAUAAGUUAUUUUACAAAAGACUGGCUAGACACUAUUUGGCUGAUGAAGUCAGGAAGGAAAAUAGAGAUGCAGUUUUGACAUCUGCUGCUUAUCAUAAAAAAUCAAGAAUCCUAGUUACAGGAUACUCUACUGGUGCAUUUUUUAUCCAUGAAUUACCUGACCUCAACCUGAUACAUUCUUUGAGCAUAUCUGACCAAAAGAUAAGUUCCAUAGCUCUGAACCAAACUGGUGAUUGGAUUGCACUAGGGUGCAGUGGUUUGGGGCAACUUCUUGUUUGGGAAUGGCAGAGUGAAACUUACGUGAUGAAACAACAGGGACACGCAAACAACAUGUCUUGCGUCUCUUAUUCGACCGAUGGACAAUCGAUAGCCACCGGCGGGGAAGAUGGCAAAGUGAAAUUGUGGAAUUUGGUGUCCGGAUUCUGUUUCGUCACCUUUUCGGAACACACUAAUGCCGUUUCGGCAAUUGCUUUCAGCGGCAGCAAAAAAUAUCGCAACUUCAGAACUUUCACUUCUACCAGACCGGUGCAAUUUUCCUGCGUGGCUGUCGAUAGCAGCGGGGAAUUUGUAGCAGCAGGUGGCCAAGACAUUUUCGAAAUUUACCUGUGGUCUAUGAAAACUGGCAGACUUCUGGAAAUUCUGGCUGGACACGAGGGCCCAGUGUCGGGCAUAUCUUUCAGCCCGACUCUCACCAGCACCGCCAUGGUCUCUGUUUCUUGGGACAAGACCCUCAAAGUGUGGGACGCGAUAGAAAAGGGCUCCGCGCACGAGACCAUCCACCUCACGGCGGACGGCGUAUGUUGCGCCUUCAAGCCAGACGGUCUGGAGGUGGCGGUGGGUACGCUGGACGGCCAGAUCACGGUGUUCCACUUGAAGACUGCGGUGCAGGUGAGCUCAAUAGAGGGCAGGAACGAUUUAGGCAGCGGCAGGUCUUUCACCAGUUUGUGUUAUUCUGCCGAUGGCGAAUGUCUAUUGGCCGGUGGUCAAUCUAAGAACGUGUGCAUUUACAAUGUCAAAGAGUCUCUCCUACUCAAGAAGUUCGAAAUAACUCAGAAUAGGUCACUGGAUGCAGUUGAUGACUUCAUGAACCGUUGCAAACUCACCAAUUUCGACAACAUUGCCCUAAUAGAAGAGAGCUACGGCGACAACGUCUCUAUCAAGCUGCCCGGCGUACGAAAAGAAGAGCGCGAGGAUCGUGAGGGUGGCAACGUCUCUAUCAAGCUGCCCGGCGUACGGAAAGGUGAUCUGUCGGGCAGGUCGGUCAGACCGGAGGUGCGCGUGUUCUCGCUGCGGUUUUCGCCUACUGGGCAGUCGUGGGCGGCCGCGACCACCGAGGGCAUGCUGGUCUAUUCGCUGAACGGGUCGGGCGGCGUGUUCGAUCCGUGGGAGUUGCAGCUGGGAAUCACGCCAAUGGCGGUGAGGGAGGCUGUGGAGGAUCGGGACUUUGCGAACGCACUCAUAAUGUCCAUGAAAUUGAAUGAAGUGGAUUUGAUUCAAGAAGUCAUUGAAAGUACUCCACCUAAAGACAAAAGUUCCCGACAUUUGGAGUACUAUUUGCAUUGGGCGCAACAGAUUUUGACUGUGCACGGCCCCAAAAUAAAUGCACAAAAGUGCAUACCAACUCUGUUGGCACUGGAGAAGAGUCUUGUGAGGAAAAACGAGCAAAUAUCCAAAAUAUGCAACUACAAUAAAUACACUCUACAGUAUGUUUCGACGUUAGGGGACAUUUUCAGCAAGAAGGAGAAAGAAGAAUCAACCAAAAUGGAAGUGGAGAGUGAUCAAGACGACGAAUUAUCUGAGGAAGUAUUCAAUUAUUGAAUUAAUUUAGAAUAUUAGUUUCUCUAAAAUUUCCUUGGGAUUUUGUCUCUUUGUUCCUACAUAAAUAAAGAGGACAAGAUUUUUCUCAAAAUGUCACUGUGGUGACUAAUUUUCACUAUUAAAAACUCUUGUUUGAAGGUUUCAUUGAAGAAAAUCAAAUUUGGACAUUUUGGGUACGAAUCUACCUUCCAUCCAAAACGAGGAGAGAAAAUCCCAAAAAAUCUAGGGAAAUGACGAAUGUAAAUAUUGUUUAUGUUGGACUGUGAAACAAUAAGGAACUCAACGUUGCUUGAAUCAUGUAUUAUGCCUAAUAUAUGCAUAUGAAUCAUAAAUAAAAUUGGACGGAUCAUUAAGAGUAAUCACAUA